AUUUCAUCAAGCUUCUCCUACAAACUAAAACAGUGCUACGAAUUUAUUAAACUGUUAACUAUAGAGCCGUAUAUAUUUGUAUACAUGUUUGUGAUGAGCCUAAAGGGUGUGCCAACCGGUCAACUGGUGGAAGACAAACUGUGCUUGUUCAAAUACAGACAAAAUGUGAGUUAUUGUCUACAAUUAGCAAAAAUGACCGAGAUGGAAGACACUGUGGGACUCAAAUUGCCCAUAUUGACAGAAAUGACCAAGCUUACUCUAUAUGCAACACUAAUACUUACCAUACCAUCAAUACUGGCCUCACUGUUUAUCGGUGCCUGGACUGACCGCUACCAGCCGGCCAAAAAGAUCUUGCUUAUAGUGGGCGCCGUAUGCGGUGCUGUCGAUGCCGUGGCCAAUAUGCUUAAUGUUUAUUACUAUGAUUCGUCUGCAUACUACAUCUUAUUGCCACCAAUAACCAUGAUAUUUUCGGGCGGUAUGUUGGGCUUAUUGACCUCGUUCUGGGCGUAUAUAGCGUUGACAACACCCCGCAAAUGGCUGGCUAUACGUAUGACAAUUGCCGAAGUUAUGAUGUCUAUCGCAUCGCCAGUGGGCACAUACAUAGGUGGAGCUGUACUUAACACGAAUCCCUUGUGGGCCAACUCGGGUCAGUUGCAUAACUAUAUGGGUGUGUAUAUGAUAUGCGGUGUCGUAUACUUAUUGGCCACCAUUUGGACAUUGUUUAUGAUCGAUGAGCGCAAAGACAUGGAAGCGUUUCAAAGAGACUUCGGAUCAAUUAAUGGUGAGGAGGAAGACAUGUCUUUGCGGGAAGAGAUGGCAAACAAACAGAAACAAUACGACGACAACCGACACAUACAUCCCAUACGACUGUUGUUUAAUUGCCGUAACGUUAAGGACAUGUUUACCACGUGCUGUAAAAGGCGUACAAAUUACGUACGCUUACAGCUGUGGCUAUUGUUUGUAUCGAUGGCUAUAUUUGUUAUCGCAUUCAUGGGUCCCAUUGUUUUUCUAUACUCUUUUGUACAAAUCAUUUACAAAUGGGAUUCACAAAUGUUUAGCAACAUCUCAGCCGCUGGCAGUUUCAUCUCGAUCGGAGCUGUCUUUUUUGUUACCCCUAUUCUGAUCAAGGUUUUGCGUUUCAAAGACACCACACUAUCACUCAUUGGUUUGGCUGCGUUUGGCGGCCAAAACCUGCUGCGGGGUAUCAUUUUGAACCCAAUCGGGUACUACCUGUCUAUGCCUGUCGGGGCAAUGGCUGCGAUGGCAACCAUCGGUAUUCGGUCCCACUUUUCCAAGAUUGUUGAGCCGAGAGAGUUGGGCAAAGUAUCCAGUCUUAUGGCCGCCAUUGAUUCAGUUAUGCCACUUAUUGGGUCCGCGUUUUAUACCUCGGUGUUUAACGCCACCAUUCAUUCUAACCCCGGUCUGUCGUUUAUUAUAACGGGUGCUUUAAUGUCUGUGCCGUUCGCUGUUAUGAUUUGGAUCCACUUUUUUACCGUUUUGCCUGACUUUCAGUCGCGUGCCAUUGAAGUUGAUAUUAAUAGUAAUGAUGAGUCCAAUGAAGAAAGAAUU
This is a messenger RNA of Medioppia subpectinata, 1569 nucleotides long. NCBI's taxonomy places the organism in Eukaryota, Metazoa, Arthropoda, Arachnida, Sarcoptiformes, Oppiidae. The record is from the annotation of a GenBank genome assembly.